This is a messenger RNA of Musa acuminata subsp. malaccensis (wild Malaysian banana), 1135 nucleotides long. RefSeq lists its product as uncharacterized. NCBI's taxonomy places the organism in Eukaryota, Viridiplantae, Streptophyta, Magnoliopsida, Zingiberales, Musaceae. The record is from RefSeq and is a predicted model, not a curated record.
AGAAAGCUGAUCAGUUGCGAUCCAUGGAAGCCAUCUUUUGCCUUCCAUCCGCCCUUAGCGCCCCAUACAAAGGGCCGGGCCACUUCCUCCUCCACCGGCCCACCAGGAACCAUGCCCUCCUUGGCCGCAUCAGGUUUCCCCGGUCGAGACCCCGCCCUCACACCGUGUCCUUCUCCCACGUUCCACCACCGCCGCCGCGUCCGGAGGAGGACAGAGGCAGAGCAGGGCGCGCCAGACCGAGGAAAGGGGUGGCGGUUGGCGCGGCCGUGGUCGCGGCCGUAGCCUGCGCCCUGGGCGCAGUCUACAUGUCGCGCGGUGCACCAGUCGCUGGGGGGCCUGGCUCGGCGAUGGCUGAGGUCACCGCAGGAGGCGACGGGAAGAGCGUGACGAUGACGGCGGCGAACACCGGAUGCAGCCCGUGGGGCGUUGCGGACCACAAGUGCGGCGACGUGGGAACGGGAGAGCAGAGAACGCCCAAUAUGGUGCGGGAAAUCUUGUUUGGGACUUCUUGCAAGAAGCCAUGGGUGUCGUUGAUCGAUCAUGCCUUCACUGAGGUUCUUCCACCCAGCAAGCGACUCCAGCUGAUGAAGCUCAUCUAUCAACUAGAUCAAUCUACUCAGUCAAAGAAAGGACAAAAAUUAUCGGAAAUAUUUUCCUCGAACUGGCUUUCAGGAGACGAGAAACACGAAGUGGGAAUCACGUUAGCACAAGUAUACAUCGAUCUGAAAAACUAUCACAUGGCCAAAGAAGUCUGCGAGCUGAUCUACGGUGACCUUCCGAGGGAUUCAAGGCCGCCCCUUCUCAUGGCCGUCAUCCACAUGAUGCUGGCAGUGGAGACAUUGUUGUCGAUGAACACAGUAUUCGAUGAUCCGGAGGUGCAGAAAUUGAUCGACAGUACGAAGAACUAUUGGAAAGAGUACAAAGACUUAGAAAGCAAGGGCUUGGGGAGCGAGCCACCUGAAACAGAAAAGGAAAAUGCAUCCAUCAGCAACCCAAGACAAGACGGUAUGCAUUAUGAGAAUACUGAGGUCAUCAGUAGAAAUCGUACCGUGAUGAAGUCAGAAGUCUAAAUAAGCUUUAGUCUGACACAGUAUCUUAAGGAAACUAUUAAUUUGCUCGUCUCUUUUGGUUCUCA